AUGGCCUCCUCCGAUCUGGACCAGCUCAUUGAGAUGGGCUUUGAUAAGGAAAGAUCCGAAAUUGCAGUGAAGAAGGGCAACGGCAUUCAGGGUGCUCUCGAAUGGCUGGAAGCAAAUCAGGACAAGUCACUGGAGGAGAUUAAAGAAGAGGAGAGCGAGGAGGGCCCUGCACUUCAGCCGGGAGAGGAAGCUCGCAGCUUGGUGUGCAAUGAGUGUGGCAAGAAGUUCCGGAGCCAUGCACAGGCCGAGUUUCACGCGUCUAAAUCCCAACACGUUGACUUCUCCGAAUCAACCGAAGAGCUUGCUCCUUUGACUGAAGACCAAAAGAAGGCAAGGCUCGAGGAGCUUAGACAGAAACUAGCGGAAAAGCGGGCGGGACAGUCAGAGCAGGACAAGAUUGACAAGAAGAGGAAUGAGGAAAUCCGUAGGAAGGCCACCAAGGACUCCCAAGACGUUAAAGAAGAACUCCAGCGAAAGCAAGCGCUGAAAGAAGCUGAACAGAAGAAGAAAGAGAAGCUAGCAGACAUCGAGGCCAAGAAACGCGUCAAGGCUAGGAUUGAAGCUGACAAGGAAGAGCGGCGCCUGCGGGCUGAACGAGAGAGGGCCGAACGUGCCGGUGUAGCACCCCCUGCUCAGCCUGCACCAGCCCCGGCGGCCACCACGUCUGGACCCGUUGCCUCGAAGCCCGCUUCGGCCUAUACGGAAACCCGCCUGAGAUUCCAGACAUCGAAGGGAAAUAUCAUGAAGACUCUCCCAGUGACUACCACGCUCUUUGAGAUCGCUGCAGCUCUGCAGCGGGAGGAUGGAAUAGAAGUACACAGCUUUGCGCAGAACUUUCCCCGGAAGGUCUUCGAUGCGGAGUAUUUCGGCGAGUCCCUGAAGGACCUGGGCCUGAUCCCUAGCGCAAGUCUUGUUGUCCAGUGA
Messenger RNA from Aspergillus tubingensis, 924 nucleotides. Its product is annotated as UBX domain protein. Gene Ontology annotation, molecular function: protein binding. The transcript is spliced from 3 exons. The record is from RefSeq and is a predicted model, not a curated record. Bases 1 to 924 code for a protein of 307 amino acids. NCBI's taxonomy places the organism in Eukaryota, Fungi, Ascomycota, Eurotiomycetes, Eurotiales, Aspergillaceae.